Morus notabilis is the source of this 1440-nucleotide messenger RNA. Its product is annotated as caffeic acid 3-O-methyltransferase. The record is from RefSeq and is a predicted model, not a curated record. The coding region runs from base 72 to 1172 and encodes 366 amino acids. Gene Ontology annotation, biological process: methylation. Gene Ontology annotation, molecular function: protein dimerization activity; S-adenosylmethionine-dependent methyltransferase activity; O-methyltransferase activity. The transcript is spliced from 4 exons. NCBI's taxonomy places the organism in Eukaryota, Viridiplantae, Streptophyta, Magnoliopsida, Rosales, Moraceae.
UCAUACAGUCUCAGCAUCCCAAAACACAAAAUAUCAAAAUAUAUGUAGUUUAAUUACCUAGAGAAAUUCCAAUGGAAAACAAUCCAAACGUCCUCAACGAUGUGUACAGAAGAGAAGAGGAAGAAAACUACUCGUUUGCCAUGCAGCUUGCGACUGCCCCCGCACUGUCCAUGUCUUUACACGCUGCCAUUGAGCUCGGAGUUUUCGACAUCAUAGCGAAAGCCGGAGAAGGCGCUAAGCUUUCGCCGGCGGAGAUCGUGGAGCAGCUGGCCGCCAACAACCCUGAAGCACCCAUUAUGCUUGAUCGCAUACUCAGGAUGUUGGCAAGCCACUCUAUUCUUAGUUGCUCUGUGGUGGGUGAUGGCAGUAGUGAGCCUAAAUUUCGAAGGCUUUACGGUCUUCGCCCCGUGUCCAAGUAUUUUGUGACUAAUGAAUAUGAUGGUUCAUUUGGACCCAUGCUGGCGUUGGUUCAUGACAAGAUCUUGAUGGAUAGCUGGUUCCAACUAAAAGAUGCAAUUCUCGAAGGAGGAGUUCCAUUUAAGAGGGUCCAUGGAACACACUCUUUUGAGUAUCUAGGCUUGGAUCAAAGAUUAAAUCAACUUUUCAACAAAGCAAUGGACAACGCAAGUACUAUUAUCGUUAAGAAGCUCCUAAAAUAUUACAAGGGUUUUAAUCACCUUCAAAAACUGGUGGAUGUUGGUGGUGGUUUGGGAGUGACCCUUAACUUAAUCACUUCAAAAUUCCCACAUGUUAAGGGUAUUAACUUUGACUUGCCUCAUGUGGUAGAACAUGCUCCAUCUUAUCCAGGUGUUGAACACGUGGGAGGAGAUAUGUUUGAUAAGGUCCCUAUCGGGGAUGCUAUUUUGUUGAAGUCGGUACUUCAUGAUUGGAAUGAUGAGCACUGCUUAAAGCUAUUGAAGAACUGUUCCGAAGCUAUUCCGACCAACGGAAAGGUUAUAGUUGUUGAUGUAAUCUUUCCGGUGAAGCCAGAGACUAGUUCUCACGCGAAAAGCAACUCCCAACUUGAUGUGCUUGUGAUGGCCGAACAUCAACUAGGAGCCAAGGAAAGGAGCCGGGAAGAGUUUUUAGCCUUGGCAACUGGUGCAGGAUUUAGAGAGAUCAAAUUUGAAUAUUUUAUGGGUGACUAUUGGAUAAUGGAGUUCUUUAAGUAGAUGGUUGUCUUCCAUAUGAUGGAAAUGUCUGAUCUGUUAUUGAUCAAUGUGUGUAGGUUGAUCAGACGGCUUUUUCUUUCUCUCUCUUUUUUCCUUUCUCUCUCUUUUUUUUUUUUUUUGGGUAGUCUUAUUAGUGAAUAAAAGUGAAGUCCAAUGUCAGAAACCACCAGGUCAAAUGACAUGGGAUGAGUUGGAGCGAGGCUUGAGUUUGGGAAGAUGUACGUUUGAUCCUACAUUGUAUCUAAAAACAAAUAAUGCAUAAUAAAGA